AUGGUGUCCAACUACCUUCUUCUCGAGGAGCCCCUCAGGAUGUCCUCCGUUCUCGAGCCAUCUAAGCCUAGUUUCUUUCCAGCCAUGACUAAGAUAGUUGGGACAUUAGGCCCGAAUUCGCGGUCCGUCGAAGUUAUUUCUGGCUGUCUCAAAGCUGGAAUGUCUGUUGCAAGGUUCGAUUUCUCGUGGGGAGAUGCUGAAUUUCACCAAGAAACAUUAGAGAACUUGAAAGUGGCCAUCAAGACAACCAAAAAACUCUGUGCGGUUAUGCUUGAUACAGUGGGCCCAGAACUGCUUAUAGUCAACAAGUCCGAGCAACACAUUUCCCUCGAGGAAAAUUCUUUCAUUGUCCUUACACCUGAUCAAGAUAAAGAAGCUAAUUCAAAUCUACUUCCCAUUAACUUCAAUGGGUUAUCCAAGGCUGUAAAAAAGGGAGAUGACAUUUUCAUUGGACAAUACUUGUUCACUGGAAGUGAAACAACUUCGGUUUGGCUGGAGGUGUCCGAGGUGAAAGAAGACGAUGUUGUUUGUCUGAUCAAGAAUUCUGCCACAUUAGACGGGCCAUUGUACACAUUGCAUGUCUCUCAAAUCCAUAUUGACCUCCCGACUCUCACUGAUAACGAUAAGGAGGUUAUAAGCACUUGGGGACUUCGAAACAAGAUAGACUUCCUUUCUCUUUCUUAUGCUCGACGGGCAGAAGAUGUUAAACAUGCACGUGAGUUUCUUUCUAAAUUCGGUGACCUCAACCAGACACAAAUAUUCGCAAAGAUUGAAAAUGUUGAGGGUUUGAUUCAUUUUGAUGAGAUUCUCCGAGAAGCAGAUGGCAUAAUCCUCGCUCGCGGGAAUCUCGGGAUAGAUCUACCACCUGAGAAGGUAUUUUUAUACCAAAAGGAAGCUCUUUACAAAUGCAAUAUUGCUGGGAAGCCAGCAGUGGUCACGCGUGUUGUGGACAGCAUGACAGACAACCUAAGACCGACUCGUGCUGAGGCAACUGAUGUUGCCAAUGCUGUACUGGACGGGAGUGAUGCUAUCCUUUUGGGUGCCGAAACACUGCGGGGAUUGUACCCUAUUGAGACAAUAUCAACUGUUGGUAAGAUUUGUGCAGAGGCAGAAAAGGUUUACAAUCAAGAUCUCUAUUUCAAAAAGACAGUCAAGUAUGUCGGUGAACCCAUGACGCACCUCGAAUCAAUAGCUUCCUCUGCAGUAAGGGCUGCCAUCAAGGUGAAGGCAUCGGUCAUUAUUUGUUUCACUUCAUCCGGACGAGCUGCAAGGUUAAUUGCCAAGUACCGACCCACAAUGCCUGUUUUAUCUGUUGUUAUCCCACGUCUGAAGACGAAUCAGCUACGCUGGACCUUUACUGGUGCUUUCGAGGCAAGGCAAUCUUUGAUAGUGCGAGGGCUUUUCCCCAUGCUAGCUGAUCCUCGACAUCCUGCAGAACACACAACUGCAACGAAUGAGUCCGUUUUAAAGGUUGCUUUGGAAUACGGAAAAUCCUCUGGCGUUAUAAAAUCCCAUGACCGUGUUGUCGUUUGCCAGAAAGUAGGCGAUGCGUCAGUCGUCAAGAUCAUCGAGCUCGAAGAUUAG
Molecule: messenger RNA, 1584 nt
Organism: Striga hermonthica
Lineage: Eukaryota; Viridiplantae; Streptophyta; Magnoliopsida; Lamiales; Orobanchaceae
Source: the annotation of a GenBank genome assembly